CAGCCUCUAGAAGACCUUCUUCCCCGAUCCAGUCAAGUGCACUGCCGCCUAUAAAGAUCCAGCCUCCUCCUCACCCACCCCUCCCCGUGCGUCCCAGUAGCACUAGCACCCAACAACAACACCAACUUCCACUCCUGCAAACCCCAACCCAACCCAACCCAACCCACCACCGAGAAGCACGAGGAAGAAAGCGGACGGUGUCAUCGGCGGCGGACCAUCUAAAGCGAUGGGGAGGUCGCCGUGCUGCGAGAAGGCGCACACCAACAAGGGCGCCUGGACCAAGGAGGAGGACGACCGGCUCACCGCCUACAUCAAGGCGCACGGCGAGGGCUGCUGGCGCUCCCUGCCCAAGGCCGCCGGCCUGCUCCGCUGCGGCAAGAGCUGCCGCCUCCGCUGGAUCAACUACCUCCGCCCCGACCUCAAGCGCGGCAACUUCAGCCACGAGGAGGACGAGCUCAUCAUCAAGCUCCACAGCCUCCUGGGCAACAAAUGGUCCCUGAUAGCCGGGAGACUGCCGGGGAGGACGGACAACGAGAUCAAGAACUACUGGAACACGCACAUCCGGAGGAAGCUGACGAGCCGGGGGAUCGACCCGGUGACCCACCGCGCGAUCAACAGCGACCACGCCGCGUCCAACAUCACCAUAUCCUUUGAGUCGGCGCAGAGGGACGACAAGGGCGCCGUGUUCCGGCGAGACGCCGAGCCCGCCAAGGCAGCAGCAGCGGCAGCGGCGAUCUCACACCACGUGGACCACCAUCACCGUAGUAACCCCCAGCUUGACUGGGGCCAGGGGAAGCCGCUCAAGUGCCCGGACCUGAACCUGGACCUGUGCAUCAGCCCCCCGAUCCACGAGGACCCCAUGGUGGACACCAAGCCCGUGGUGAAGAGGGAGGCCGGCGUCGGCGUCGGCGUCGGCGUGGUGGGCCUCUGCUUCAGCUGCAGCAUGGGGCUCCCCAGGAGCUCGGACUGCAAGUGCAGCAGCUUCAUGGGGCUCCGGACCGCCAUGCUCGACUUCAGAAGCAUCGAGAUGAAAUGAGCAGAGCAGAGCAGAGCACCCCCUCUCUUCUCUGCUCUUCUCUCCCCUGUCUGUGACGUGGAGAUAUUGGUUUAGCCUGUAGGUGAAAAUACAGCGAGCGAAAGAGAGAGAGAUGCAGGAAGGAGAAAGAAUGAUGAUCUUGCCGGCGGUGCCCUGUUUCGGCAAGAUCUUCUUCUUCUUCCGAUGCUCUCUUGCUGCUCCAUUUUGUUUGCCCCGUUGUAAAAAAAGAAAAAUUACCGUUUGACUAAUCAUGAGCAAAUAAGGCCCUGUUUGGUUUCAAA
Hordeum vulgare subsp. vulgare (domesticated barley) is the source of this 1317-nucleotide messenger RNA. RefSeq names its product myb-related protein Hv1. NCBI's taxonomy places the organism in Eukaryota, Viridiplantae, Streptophyta, Magnoliopsida, Poales, Poaceae. Bases 227 to 1036 code for a protein of 269 amino acids. The transcript has 2 exons. The record is from RefSeq and is a predicted model, not a curated record.